UUGUGGCGUGCGUCGAUUAUUGAACUACGUUUAGGCCCAGUUGUUCGGCGGGUGAUGUUCGUGCUGAUAUCAGAGACUUAUUGACAUUAAUGGUCACCGAUGAUUUUGUUGUUGGGCGAUGGAGAGAUGACACAAGGAACUCCUGACGGUCACCACAACCUUUCAAAGGUUCGUCUGCUACAAAACAAACUUCUUGAAGCAGACGACAAAUCGGCAAUCGAGUCGUGGAAGAGCGUAUAUCGAAACAACUCGAGGGUUACCUCGGCUAAAAAUGGAAGGGAUCCCUUGUGCUACGAAAUUACGGGAUGGAUACCCAAAAACAUAAAUUUUCGCAAGACUGGCAAAGAAGGAGAAAAAGGGAAGGAAGGAUCGAAGGACAAGGAUUCGAGAUCAAAAGCAAAUCACGGUGAUAGAUACGAUAACUUUGUUUUUAGUCACUACAGAGAUCCUAAGAAAUACAUUUUACAGUACAGGGAACAGCAUUCAUUCUUCGACCCUCUGAGCGCGGCCGCUAAAAAACGUUUACAUGGGAAUAAUUAUAUACCCCCACAACAACAACAACUACUACAAAAUGACAACCCGUCACCAAAUCAACGAACACAGCACAAUUUUCAUUACACUCGCCGCGAAUCCCAGAAACUCACCAAAAUUAAGAGAGAUGAUUCCAGUCCGUCUGACAGCAACACCACUGAUGGCAAUACGGGCACCGAGCUGGAUUCUUACAGAGACAAGCUGAAAGUUGUGGGAUCAAGAAGCUCUCGAACCGAGAAUUCAGAAAGUUCUCCCGUCAGUCUCAGCAGAGUCACGGUUCCGGCCCCAUUGACUCUCCCACAGACCAAUGUUGGUGUUAAGCAAACCACGUCUGUUAGUAAUGGAACACAAACGCCGAACAUAAAGCCUGAAUGUCAGCAAAUUGGACCAAGGACUUUAGAUACACUGACAUGCAUUGCCGACGACAAACAGUGUCUGCUGACGCCAAGAAGCAUCGACAGUCUAACAUGGCGCGAACAACUUGACGCCUUGCGUCAAAUCCGACCUCGAAUGAAAUCGAAAAAGCGAAGCGCGAGGCUGUUCUUCUUUAAAGAGGACGGUGCGUUUCAUGUGCAGGGCAGUAACGACUGUUUCUCUAUAGAAAAAUGUCCCGAGGACUUCGACCCGAUGAACAAGGAACAGGUGUCACAGCAGCGAAGGAUACGACAUCUCGUGGAACAAUCCAAAUUAAAAUGUGCAGCAAACUUUGUUGAUGCCUCAUCUUCUUCUGAUGCGGCGAAGGGCAAAUCUGGAAACGUCAGUGCUGGGCAAAUUGAAUCCGUAAAGACUCAUUCUACGUCGGAUAAGAACUCAGGAAGUAGUGCUAACACGUCAUCAGCUCCAGAUGUCAAGGCGGAUGGUGGUUCGUCGGAAGGAGGUGUUUCCGAGGACAGUGGGGCACAAGUGACGAAGUACUGCCCGAGUUUAAUCUGGCGGCUGCCUAAAUAUCAGUUCUCAUACACGACAAUAUCACACCUUCAGCGUUCGCAUACUUGUGUUCCAUCUGAUCGAAGAUUCUAACCAGUUUCAGGCCAAUUGGAUGACGACAAAAUAUACAAUUUUGUCCAGAUAUUAUACACAUGUAUAUAGUUGCAGGGUUUAAGCUGGACUAAAAAAAACCCAUCAAAAUCAUUGGGGGGGGGGGUUAAUUUAGACUGCAAAAUGUGAGUAUUUUGGCGAAUUUGGACAUGAACUCUUUAGCCAGUUAGCCAGACGGCCAGAAUGGCACUUAAUCUGCAAACGGCAUGCGAUGUUUGGAUAAGCGUUUUUGACGAAUUAAUCAUUAUAUAGAUUCACCAAAUUCAACUUUUAAUUCAUAUUUGACGAACGACAGCUUAAACCCUGAGAUAUUCAAAAUAUAUACACAAACAAAACUAACCUUCGAAGACCUCAGCUAUUUUGUUAACCAGCUGCUAGAAAACUGACAAUGAAGCCACCCAAAUAUAAAAACAUUUUCACUGGUACCCCACUCCACAAUGAUUUUAGCUUUAUGCCCCCCCCCCCCCCCCCCCCCCCCCCCCCCCCCACACACACACACAUACACUUCAGAUAUAGUUACUGGACAUGACUUUGCUGGUGUAUUUCAAUGAAAUAUUCUUCUAGCAAAUGGCGAGCUCUACCUUCGUGUAUUUGUUUAUAUGUAUACCUAUUCAGAAGUUUAAAAGUUUGUUUUUGUUUAACGACACCACUAGAGUAUAUUUAUUUAUUAAUCAUCGGCAAUUAGAUGUCAAACAUUGGAUAAUUUUGACAUAU
Gigantopelta aegis is the source of this 2283-nucleotide messenger RNA. RefSeq lists its product as uncharacterized. The transcript is spliced from 3 exons. The coding region runs from base 100 to 1551 and encodes 483 amino acids. The record is from RefSeq and is a predicted model, not a curated record. Lineage: Eukaryota; Metazoa; Mollusca; Gastropoda; Neomphalida; Peltospiridae.